Molecule: messenger RNA, 2912 nt
Organism: Lucilia sericata (common green bottle fly)
Lineage: Eukaryota; Metazoa; Arthropoda; Insecta; Diptera; Calliphoridae
Exons: 4
Coding region: 214-642 (142 amino acids)
Source: RefSeq, a predicted model, not a curated record
AACUAAAAGAUUAUAUAUGAGUUAGUAAGUUUGAAUCAGUUCAUUCAUAAAGUUGACAAACAAGUUGGAAGUACGGUUUUUAUUUUUGAAGCGUAAGAGUACAAACAUACAUAUUUAAAUACAUAUUGUGUAGAUCUUUAGAUGACACCAACACAAAAAAGAAACUUUUAAAAUUAAUUUUAUUAUUUUAUUAAGAAUUAUAAAUAAAAAACAAUGGCGAUUAAAAAAUGGAUUUUAUCAAUAGCUAUAUUAAUUGGAAUUACAACAAUAAUAGAAGCCAAAUUUGGAGAUAAAUUAAGCAUAAAAGAGAAGGAUUUGAUGCAGAAAGCCAUUGUUUUUGAUAAAAAAACACCAGAUUUAUUUUAUUGUCCAACACAGAAACCAUCUGCGAUGAACAAACUUAUCGUUCGAUCACGACCUCUUCAUAAACUUUGCGAAUAUGAAGGCCGACAACUCCCAGACGAUUAUAAGUCAGAUUGCUAUGAAGACAUAGAUGAGUCCAACUACGCUUGCAAAGAAAAAUAUAGAAUAAUGAUGCGAAAAUAUCCCCCCGGCAGCGAAGAACCUUUCAAUGGCACCCGUUUACAUAAAUUUAUGAAAAUGGAUCUUUCUAUAAAUACCAACAGAAUGAAUAAAUACUAAAACAUUUGAAUGAUGCCAAAUGUUUAUAUAAUUAAUAACAUAAAAGCUAACAAUACUAAGACUAAGUGGUAGCUUUUCAGGGAUUAACAAUAUAUGUUUUAUUGAAAUUUCUUUCUCAAAUUAAUUUUUAUUAUGAGGUUAACUUUAAUCUUUAGUUUUGUACUUAUUAAUAAUGGUAUAUUAUAUGUAGCUCAUUCUGACCGAGCCAAAAUUAUUAAAUUUCGUUUCAAAAUUAAAAACGAAAUCUUAUCUGUGGUUUUGUUAAUUUCACUUUUUAAAUUUUGAAUACUCAUAUUAAUGGGUUAUAUGAACAUUAGACUGACCGGAUCUUAUAUGGGAAGAAUAAAAUGUCGGAAUAUUGUUCGUCUUAAUGAUAUUCAGAUAGCCGAAAUUUGAGCUCGAUUAAAAGACGUUAACAUGUGCCGCUCGUCGCUCAAAGUUUGAAAAAAUCCAAAUUUUUGGCCAAAAAGCUAACAUAUGAAGCUAUAAGUCCAGAACGGUAAAUAAUAGAAACACGCUUAGUACCUCAAAACAAAGCUAAUAUUGUACUUCAAAACGUAUAUUAUAUAUAAUUCUUGUUACUUUAUGUCAAACGGAGUUACAACAUAAACGUAACCUGGUCGCGGCAGUAGAAUACUUCGUAUAUUUUGAUAUUAUGUGAUAAAUGUUGCUAUUAGGUAAAUAUUUUACAUAUUUAUCACAAUGUACAUAGAUUUACCCCCAUUUUCUCAAUGUCUGAUUAGUAUUUAUCCUAACGAUAAAUUUACAGUUUUCAUACAAAAAAUAUUUUAAUCGGCAGUAUAUCUACCAGUUAAACGAUAAUAAGAGGUUGAGAUAAUGGCCCUUAAUAUUUAAAAACGAUGUAAAACACAAAAAUUGGUUGAAAAAUAUAAAAGUUAUUAAAAAUUUCCCAGGCCAUUAACGUGUCUCUGAGCACUUGAUUAGGAAAUGUGGAAAAAAAUUUAACCUAUUUUGGAAAAUAUUCUAAUAAAACUAUUUUAUUACAUAAAAUAUAUCUAUAUUUACUCGAAUAUAAGUUUUUGUCCUUAAAAGAUAUCGAGAACCUGUUCUCAGUUAUGACCAAAAGAAAUAAUUUUUUACACGGCAGUUUCAAAACUUCAUGUUCAGUUUUUUUAAAUCUUUGUUAAACAAAUUUUAAAAUUUUUGAUAUAUCACCGGGGGAUUUAUGGUCAAUAGAUUAAGGAAUAAAACAGUGAAAAAAAUUAGGUCAAUACCUCCUAUAGCUUAGCUGUACCUGCGAUUUGAAUUCUGCAAAUUUCGCGAAAAAUUAUUUUUUUUUUGUAAAAUUUUAAAAAUAUGUCCUAAUUCUUUACUAUUAUACAUUUUAAACAAAAUAUUACGUUUUAAAUAAUAUAAAAUAUAUCCCUAAAGUUAUAUAUAAAUCGGGAAAUCCUAAGUCGUAAACUUUGGAGGUCAAAUUUUGUAAUAUUUGGAAAUUCUCAUUGAAACAUAUCGAAAUAUUAUUUAUUUCUUGGCCAUAUUAACUAAAAUUAAAGGAAUUUAUAGUAUAUGGUCCGAUAUUUAAAAUCGGAAAGGGGAAUCAUUUUGUUGAGUUAAGACGAACAAGAUUCCAAUAUCGACUUUUUGCGGUCACUCUAAUGUAUAUACAUAUAUGAUGUAUAACUUUUUAACUUAAUUUCAAUUAAAUUAAGCAAAAUUACUUAAUUUCAGAAUUUAAAAAUGAAUUACUUAAUUUCGUUCGGUCUAAAUGGUCUACAAGAACAAAGCAGCUUUGAUUUCACCAAGUCAACAGAGUAUACUUUUCAAGAUUUCUGAACCAGAAGUUAGGAAAAAGAAAACUUUUUCACUGCAAUUGAGACGUUAUAAUAGCGUGAAUUCAUCUUCUUUUAUAAAUUUUCUUAUAGCUUCUGAAAGAUAUUCUAUCAAUUGCCUUGCAAAUAAAGUUUUAACCUCUGGUAAUAUCAAUUAUGAAUGUGUUCAUUUUAUAUUAAAAAUUCUGUUUAAUUUUUUAACGAAACCAUAAUAUACAUCUUGAUGUUUUUUAAGGUGCGGCUUUAUUCCUGUUAUUUAUUGGUAAUCUGAACGUAAAAUCUUAUUAAACUUAAAAAAAAAAAUUCCUAAAAAUAAUAAUAAUAUUAAUACUAUUUAUUAUUAUUCAUAAUUAUUUUAAAAGAAAAUAUUACUUUUUUAUAUACAUACAUAUAUUUUAUAUUUUUUAACUCAACAACACUAUAUACCAGAUUUUACUAACAUUUGAUUUUGAUCCCUAAUAAAAAUUUUAAAUAAAA